Dufourea novaeangliae is the source of this 1563-nucleotide messenger RNA. It is a transcript of the gene Ugt50B3, whose product is annotated as UDP-glucuronosyltransferase 2C1. The record is from RefSeq and is a predicted model, not a curated record. Gene Ontology annotation, molecular function: UDP-glycosyltransferase activity. The transcript is spliced from 7 exons. Lineage: Eukaryota; Metazoa; Arthropoda; Insecta; Hymenoptera; Halictidae. The coding region runs from base 1 to 1563 and encodes 520 amino acids.
AUGAUCGACCGCGUAUUCGUUCUUCUGACGGUCGUCCAUACGAUCCUCGAUCCCGCGACGGGAUACAACGUUCUGAUGGCUACGAUGGGUGGCACGAAAUCGCACACCGUACCGUUCGUCGCUCUGGGAACUAGCCUGAAGGCACGUGGCCACAACGUGACGCUUGUCAGCGCGUUUCCUGGUCCGGCGGCGAACAACGGGCUCCAGGAGUUCGUACCACCAAUUUUCGAGGCCUACGUCGGGAAUUACACGUCGGAAUGGGAUUUGGUGGGCGCAAGGUUCCGCAACGAGCUGCCUAUCUCGCCAUGGGACGCGAUGCGAUACGCCUGGGAAGCUUGCGAGGCGCUUCUUCGCGACGAAGUGUCGGUGACCAUGCUGAGGAAGCCGGACGGAAAUCCACGUGCCAGGUGGGACGUCGCGGUGGUGGACGGAGCCUUUCCAGAGUGUCUUCUUGGCGUUCUUCACAGGGAAAAUGUGCCCACGAUAAUGCUGAACACGGUGGCCCUGUACAGUGGCUCGAUAGGGCGUCAAGGUAAUCCGUCGCCUUGGUCGGUCACGCCAUACUUCGGGAAAUCGUUCACGCAGGACAUGAACAUCGUCGAGAGGGUACUGAACGUCGCCUGUCUCCUCACCCUCAGGAUCAUGCAUUGGAUCAUGGUCGCUGGAUACGUGCAACCCGUUCUACGUCGAUAUCUAGGGGAUCAGCUACCCGAUGUACGAGACUUGACUGCAGAGGUACCGUUGACGUUACAGAACAGUCACUACAGCGUGGCCGACUCCGUCCCGUACUUGGCGAACGUCGUCAACGUUGCCUGCCUUCAUUGCAACCCAGCCAGCAAACUUAGCAACGACUUGGACAGCUUCUUGCAACGAGGUUUCAUCUUCGUCUCGAUGGGUUCGUCGGUACGCGCAUCGGGUAUGCCGGAGGCGUUACGUCAGAUGUUCGUCGCGGCGUUCGCCACCGUUCCGUGCAACGUCGUAUGGAAAUGGGAGGGCGGGAAGAUCAAAGAUCUACCGUCGAACGUCCGAACGGCGGCUUGGUGGCCGCAGCAGGAUCUCCUCGGGCACCCCAAGUUACGAGCUUUCGUCUCCCACGGCGGUCUGUUGUCUUUACACGAAGCCGCCUAUCACGGAGCCCCGACUCUCGUUCUGCCGGUCUUUUGCGAUCACGAUGGAAACGCCGCGCAGGCAGAAAAGCUGGGCUACGCUCUCGUGAUGGAUCUGGCCAGUAUAUCGAUCGGAAAUCUUCGGGAGGGGAUCUUGAAGGUGGCAGCGGUGCACAAUAAUUCGUAUCGUACGGCAGCGAAGAAACGGAGCUCGUUGUUACGGGAAUUGCCGAUUAGCCCCACGAAAUUGGCGACUUGGUGGGUGGAACACGUUGCCAAGUACAAGGGUGCCGAACACUUGAAGAGCUCGACAAGAUACAUGGGCGUCAUACAUUACUAUUCCAUCGACGUGGUGAUAUUUUACGCGAUAAUGUUGCUGCUGCUCGUGUACGGGCUGAAGAAGCUUUGCUGGCGAACGAUAUCGAAGGAAGCUGUUAAUAAAAAGAAACUAGACUGA